Messenger RNA from Pangasianodon hypophthalmus (striped catfish), 4196 nucleotides. RefSeq names its product ceramide synthase 2a (gene cers2a). Lineage: Eukaryota; Metazoa; Chordata; Actinopteri; Siluriformes; Pangasiidae. The coding region runs from base 417 to 1589 and encodes 390 amino acids. The record is from RefSeq and is a predicted model, not a curated record. Gene Ontology annotation, molecular function: sphingosine N-acyltransferase activity; DNA binding. Gene Ontology annotation, cellular component: membrane. Gene Ontology annotation, biological process: ceramide biosynthetic process. The transcript is spliced from 13 exons.
GUUUAACCCGCCUCCUCUCUUCUUCUCUGCUGCUCCAUCCGGCUGAAUGCGAGUCUGCUGACUGGCUUCAGGCUCCACACCAAACCCGUCCGCAGAUAUUUAGCAAGCAAUGCGCGUAAAGAAGGGCGGUCGCUUGGAAACCCUGCCGAAUGAACCCGGAGCAGCAGCAGGCGACGUGGAGGAGGCGCAGCUCCGGCCAUAAACACUCCUGCUUUUAAAGUUUUCUUCACAACUUUCAGAGAAAAUGCCUCAGGAUUGCGGAGCAGGGACUCUGCUGCUCGACUGGCCUUGAACAACUCUGGACUUUGCUUUUUUUAGGACAGUUUUUUGGGGAAUAGUUUGGUCUCGAGUUCACACCCUUUUUUGCGCUUCGUACCUGCGUUUGGCGGAAAAACCUUCUAUUUUAACAAGGCAGUAUGUUGUCCAGGCUGAGUGAGUGGUUCUGGAAUGAGCGCCUGUGGUUUCCAGUAGGUUUGGGAUGGGCUGACCUGCAUGAUCGUGAUGGUCUCGUCUAUGCCAAAGGCUCUGACCUUUGGGUUACCCUUCCAAUAGCCCUGGCCUUCCUCAUCAUACGCCAGAUAUUUGAGAGGACUGUGGCACUUCGGCUGGCCUCAGCGAUGGGAGUGAAGGAGAAGGUGAGAGUGCGGGCAGCACCCAAUCCAACACUGGAGUCGUACUUCUGCACCACGAGUAAACAUCCAGCACAGAGUGUGGUGGAGAGUUUAAGUAAACAGACAGGCUAUUCCCAGCAGCAGGUGCAGAGGUGGUUCCGGAGACGGCGCAACCAGGAGCGACCCAACCAGCUCAAGAAGUUCAGGGAAGCAAGUUGGAGAUUUACAUUUUACCUUCUUGCGUUCUUUGCUGGUCUGGCUGCUCUCAUUGAUAAACCCUGGCUCUACAAAAUGGAAGAGAUGUGGAAGGGCUUCCCAACACUGACUCUGCUGCCUUCUCAGUACUGGUAUUACAUGAUCGAGUUGGGUUUUUACAUUUCACUCCUCUUCAGUGUGGCAUCAGAUGUGAAGCGAAAAGACUUUAAGGAGCAGAUUGUUCACCAUGUUGCCACCAUUCUUUUGAUCAGUUUCUCCUGGUGUGUGAACUACAUUCGAGCAGGAACUCUGAUUAUGCUCGUGCACGAUGCUGCAGAUUAUCUGCUUGAGUCAGCCAAAAUGUUCAACUACGCUGGCUGGAGAAAGACAUGUAACUACAUCUUCAUCAUCUUUGCUGUUGUGUUCUUCAUCACAAGACUCGUGAUCUUCCCAUUCUGGAUCAUGCACUGUACGUGGGUCUAUCCAGUGACCAUCUAUCCUCCCUUCUUUGGUUAUUACUUCUUCAACGGGCUUCUGCUGGUGCUUCAGUGCCUGCACAUCUUCUGGUUUGCGCUCAUUCUGCGCAUGGCGAUCAAGUUCCUCCCUGGCAAUCAUAUUGUGGAAGACGAGCGGAGUGACAGAGAAGAGACGGAUGACUCGGAGGAUGAGGAUGAGGACGAGGACGAGGUGCAGGAGAGUGAGAGACGACCCAAGACGAAAAACGGACCGCUGCAGAACGGCCAUUCUGCCUCAAACAACAACCACCACCGCAAGACGGAGUGAUGGGUACGGAUAGGAGGAGAGAGGGGAGAGGAUGAGCAGAGGUGUAGUCCUCCCCUGCCCUCUGUAACACACACACAUAUACACACACACCCACAUACACACACACACGCCCAGACUGAUAGAUUGAGGCAGGGAUAGAGGCUGCUGGUUUGGAAAAUUGGCUUAUACAUAUACAGUCACACACAUACAUUUGACCAAGUAUUAGGUUCACACUUAAACACUAAUCCCAAAAAUUAUGUUUCAGUUAUAAUCAUAAAGGUCAACUUUAGAAAAUGCACUAAAUUCUGCAGAAGAAAUCUCGAGGCAGUGAAUUUUCCUUUGUGCUUUUUGUAUGACCUGCCUAUUGCCUGGUUAAUGUGAAACCCUCACUCGUUCCCUGUCUUUCUUUCUUGCCUUACUACUGCUGUUUCUCGUCACACGUGAUCAUUAUGUAAAUCCGUCACGCCUCCGUUUCUGUUCUGUGAAUAUUUGCUAAGCUUGAAGAGCACCGAUCUUUGGCUUUGUAUUUACAAGCAACCUUAUGGAUUUACCUGAAGUCAAGCUCAGUUAUAAGUGCAGAAUUGUUUUCACCAAGCGGCCUUUAGUUAAGUCUCCAAACACAUUCCUAGUGUAUGUAUGAACACGAACACACACACACACACACACACACACACACACACACACACACACACACACACUUGCACUGUUGUGAGCCCUCCUGUGUACUGCCCACAUUUCAGUUGCACUAUAGUUUAAUUUUGCUACACACUACCACUGCCCUAGAGAUUAUCUCCUAGAAUCUGAUCUUUGAGGACCACGAAAAAACUGAUCAAUGUCCCCGCUUAAACACACUUGAUGAGAACCUGACACGUUGAUAUUAAGCUGCGCAGAACUGUGCAGAACAACUAGAAAUCUCUUUUAGCUCGGCUGAACCAGCUAUGCUGCCCAGACACCCCAUCAUGAAGCUGAAUGUUUAAUUCUACUGCCUUUGGUGCCUUAUGUUUGUCCAGCACCUUGAUUGUCUCUCAUCAAAAUCUGUCAAAUCCAGUUUUAGAUGUUAUUGGCUAAUUCAGUAUGUGCCAGCAUAAAAAAACUCAUCUCAGUUAAAGAUUUGCUCAAAAUCAAAGUUGUAUGUCAAAGAAAAAAGAUAUUUUGUGACAUUUCAUUCUUCCUUAUUUUAUUUGCCUGUUUGUCUUUCUCUUUAUUAACAAAAAUUACUCAGAUUAAUAUGAUUUUACUGUAUUUUUAUUUUACUGUUUGUUUUUUAUGUUUUUCAUUACAUCAUUUUAUUUGAGGUCCACAUUUAUUCAUGAAGAUUCCAAGAAGUUCCAAUUUUGUUGAUGCAAAUAAUGUAAUUUAAGAAAAACAACACAGUUUCUUAUUGAUUAUGCUUUAGUUGUUAAAUAUCAUGUGACUGAUACUCUACAUUUCAGUAAAAUGAGUAAAGAAGGAUUUCUGUUCCGUACGGGAGUCAGCUGUUGGGGGGAAAAAAAACAUUUAGAUUUGUAAAUUUAAUUUCAAUAGCAACUUGUUCAGCAUCCUGUUUACAAACAGGAAAAAAAAGAGAUGUCUUACCAAAUAAGUUCUUAGAAUGUAACAGUUCUAUCUUAUGCCAAUAACUUUUAUAUCAGUUGUAGUAUUAAUAAGAUGAAGAGUCAGUAUUUAUCACUCUUUUGGCCAUCAGAUGCACUUUAUAAAACUUGAUCCAUAGAAAUAAAGCCAGAGUUAGACUGGAGAUUGACGUGCUUUAUAGUUGAGUCAGUUUGUAACACUAUGCAUCUGUAAAACUCAUACGCUUCCACAAGGCUGAAAUAGACACAUGAGGUUUAUGGGUUUAAAAGUUAAACAUGUCCAUCUGUAAAGUCAUUCUGUAAUGCUGUAAAUUCUAUCUGAGCUCAAUAUGUUUCACAAACCCACUGAACUCUACAUUACAUCCAGUGUUAGAAUUAAAGAUGAGAAAAUACCUAAGACUAGGAAUAGGAAUAUGAUUACACUUAAGGUUUACAUGUUGUGGUCUUGUUGUUUAUUUCACUGCAGCUAAUGACGAUAAAUCUUUGUUUAACCAUUGAUCCAGCUGUCAGUGUCUGGUUUUAGGUUUUCUUACUGCUUGUAAGUGCUUUAUUUCUUAAAUGCAUUUGUUACCUUGUAUUUGCUGAUCCUUCUCUUGCCCUCCAAGCUUGCCUUCUUUAUUUUGGUACAAUCCAUUCAUGCCAGUAGGCUUAGCUUCUUCUUAAAUACUGAGAAGCAGCCAUGUUUUGUUUAACUACAUAGUAACUGGAAAAAUAAUGUGCGGUGCAGAUGAUAUCACCCUGAAUCUAAAACAAAUACCAUUCUGAAGCUGAUAUGACGAGCUUAAACUUCCAGACUACAAGUACUCUCUUUCUUUUUUUUUCUGCCCACUUUUUCAUUUUUAUUCACCUUUUUUUCUGUUCUUGCCUCUCCUCCUCAUCUAAAUUAAUCACCCCUUACAACCUAAUGCCAAAACCAAUCCAACCAAAUCAAAUCUCACCAUUGUCUACAUCCCUGAUACACACAAAAACAUGAUCAGUGUCACAACUGCCAGUGUUUUUAUGUUGUAUUUUGUAUCAUCUUUAUGCAAUUUAAGAUAAAAGACUGUGGAUAACCAAA